AACUUGAAGCUGCUCCAGAAAACACGUAUCGCUUUGUUAAUCCGCACAAUCAAAAUUCCCUCCUUGCCUUCUUCGCUUCGACUCUCUCUAUCUCUCUCUGCCAAAGCAGAAUGCCGAAAUUCUCUGCAAAUCUCGUGGGAAAGCGUGGUGUAAUAAGAGCUGCAGAUUUCAUCAUCACUGUACUUAGCUUUAUCGUUUUUUUGGCUCUGGAUUUCCUCGACGCUCUUCUCUGCGUGUUAUAUCGAUUCAUCGACGAUUUCUUGGAAGGAAGCUCAGCUGCUUCCUCGUGCUACUGCUCUCGGGGUGGGGAGGAAAGCGAGGUGUCGGAGACGCUUUGCCGGAGGAAAAAUGUUUUCCGGGGAAUGCUGGGCGGUUUUACUCAUUUCGCCGGAAUCUUCAAGAAUGCAAGGGGUGGUGGAAGAGGAAGAGGGAAUAGGUGGUCUGACUGUGGGUGUGAGUCUUGUGUUUCUUGGAUGAAGAAUGGCGUCACUGAUGAUUUAAGGCUUCAUUUUGUUGUCACACAACCACCUAAUAAAGAUAAGUUGGAGGAUGUAGAUGGCAAGGGAGCAGAAAACGUAAUAUUCUUGCAUGGUUUUAUGGCAUCUUCGUCGUUUUGGACUCAAACUGUUUUCCCCUAUCUAUCUGAAGAAGAUUCAAGGCAAAAGUAUAGAUUGUUUGCAGUAGACUUACUGGGAUUUGGGAAAAGCCCGAAACCAAUGGAUUGUUUAUACACAAUAAGGGACCAUAUUGAAAUGAUUGAAAAAACAGUGAUUGUUCCAUUUGAGAUGAAAUCUUUUCACUUGGUUGCUCACUCCAUGGGAUGUGUGAUAGCAGUGGCAUUAGCAGCAAAGUACUCCAAGUCUCUGAAAUCGAUCACCUUGAUAGCACCCCCUUAUUUCCCCUCUUCUAGAGAGGAUGCUAGUUUGGCAGCCCUAGAGAAGCUUGCAGCGAGACGAGUAUGGCCGCCAUUGCUGUUCGGCUCGGCCUUCAUGUCAUGGUAUGAGCAUCUAGGCAGAUGUGUGUGUUUCCUUUUCUGCAGAAACCACAGAACCUGGGAAAGGAUUCUGAAACUGAUCACUAGAAGGGAUGUGCAUUUCGUGGUGGUUGACAUGACGCGACACACUCACCAUUCGGCGUGGCACAGCAUGCACAAUGUGAUCUGUGGUGGAGCAAAGGUGAUGGAUAAGUACUUGGAAACACUGAGAAUUUGUGGAGUGAAAAUGAAUGUGAUUCAAGGCUCAAAGGACCAAGUAGUUCCAUUGGAAUGCAGCAGAAACAUGAAGAUGCAAGUUGGAGAUAAUGCAGAAGUGAAAGUUAUAGCCAAUGCGGAUCACACUUCUGUAGUUGUAGGCAGAGAAGAGGAAUUUACUAGAGAUUUAGAGCAAUUUUGGGCAUCCAUUACUACUUCAUCAGAUGUGGCAUGAAUUUUUAUUUUUUUUUUCCAAAUUCUUUUUGAAAUAUUUCCCCACCCUCCGAUUCAGAAGAAAUUCUUUGUAAAUGCAUUGAUUGUUGUAAUCUCAAUAAAAUUUCCAUGGCUUUUGAUAAGCUAGUGGACUAUAGUCACUCAA
This is a messenger RNA of Ipomoea triloba (trilobed morning glory), 1568 nucleotides long. RefSeq names its product probable lysophospholipase BODYGUARD 4. NCBI's taxonomy places the organism in Eukaryota, Viridiplantae, Streptophyta, Magnoliopsida, Solanales, Convolvulaceae. The transcript has 4 exons. The record is from RefSeq and is a predicted model, not a curated record. Bases 111 to 1424 code for a protein of 437 amino acids.